Molecule: messenger RNA, 927 nt
Organism: Macrosiphum euphorbiae (potato aphid)
Lineage: Eukaryota; Metazoa; Arthropoda; Insecta; Hemiptera; Aphididae
Source: the annotation of a GenBank genome assembly
AUGCAGCAGCCGAGGAACUCGAACUUCGCCAAAGUCAGCACAGCGUUGCUGUACGCGGCAGCAUCGACGUUGAUCACGAUAGUUAAUAAGUCCGUGUUGACCGGUUACGGGUUCCCAUCAUACCGGUUUCUGGCCGCGUCCCAGAUGCUCGUCACGGCCACCUUGCUGUACGCGGCCAAGCUGCUGGGCCGGGUGACGUUCCCGGAUAUCGACGGGCGCACGUUCGUCGACGUGUUUCCGAUGCCACUGAUCCAUUUGGGCAACGCGGUACUGGGCCUGGCCGGCACCAAGGAGCUGAGCUUGCCCACGUUUACUGUGCUAAGGCGUCUGGCCAUACCGAUGACCAUGUCGGGCGAAUACUACUUUCUGGGUGUCGUGGCCGAUCCGAUCGUCAAACUGUCCGUGGCCAUGAUGGUGACCGGCGCUGCCAUAGUUGCGGUCGGUGACGACACCGAGUUGAACAUAAACAGUUACGCAUUUGUGUUGUUCAACGAUCUGCUGACGGCCGCCAACGGCGUGUUCACCAAGAGAAAACUGAACGACAAUAGGCAAAUGGGCAAGUUCGGGCUUAUGUACUAUUCGUCCCUGUUCAUGAUUCCACCCCUUCUGAUAUACUUGUAUUUUUCAAAUGAUCUAGACAACGUGUACAGAUUCAAGUAUUGGUCGCAUCCGCCGUUUUUAAUUCAAAUGUUCGUUUCAUCUAUAAUGGGCUUCGUGUUAAAUUACAGCACAAUGUUGUGCAUUCAGUACAAUUCAGCCCUAACGACGACAAUAAUCGGAUGUCUUAAAAAUAUAUUUGUCACUUAUGCAGGCAUGUUUGUUGGUGGUGAUUAUGUGUACACGUUCUAUAAUUUUAUUGGUAUUCAUAUCAGUAUUAUUGGAAGUCUAUUUUACACCUAUGUGACAAUGUCACGUACUCACGUUUAG